Mercurialis annua (annual mercury) is the source of this 1954-nucleotide messenger RNA. RefSeq names its product ethylene-responsive transcription factor ERF119. Bases 595 to 1665 code for a protein of 356 amino acids. The record is from RefSeq and is a predicted model, not a curated record. NCBI's taxonomy places the organism in Eukaryota, Viridiplantae, Streptophyta, Magnoliopsida, Malpighiales, Euphorbiaceae. Gene Ontology annotation, molecular function: DNA binding; DNA-binding transcription factor activity. The transcript has 2 exons. Gene Ontology annotation, biological process: regulation of DNA-templated transcription.
GUUUAACUGAUCUGGGUUUUGUGAUGGGAGAAAUCUUGACCAUAGAUUUCUAAUCUUUGGUUUUUAAAACCCUUUUUUUUUAUCUCUCAUCGCCGUCUCAAAGGGCUUUUCUUUUUCUCUCUAUAUGUACCAGUAACUCACCAUUAUUCUUGCUCUUUUGUUUCGAAGGUGAUUGAGAGGCUGCUGCUUUUCGAGCAAAAAUUCGUCGAUUUUAGUGAGAUUUAUGUCUGCUAAGUCCACUUUGGCUGUGAUUGGGGCUUUGUCUAAGCUCUGGAUUCUAUCUUCUUCCUCUACAACAGCAUCAAAAAGUUUUUCUGUUUGUUCUUCCGGUGGUGGUUCUUGUCUCUGCUGUACACAGCGGAGCUUAAAUCUGGGGUCUCCGGCUGUUUCGAUGCGUUUGAGGCCAGAAAGGACUUGUUCUGGUGUCGAGUGUUUUGGGACUUUUCACAUAAAGCGAUUCUCUUACCUAUUUUUGUUCUUGAGAGGGCCUUUCACUUGAUCAAUCCUUCACUUUUUGGUCAUCCAUUUCUUGAGUUUUCCAUUAGUUUUUGUUGCCAUUAGUUUUAAAUUUAGGGGUUUUGCCAGUUUUUCGUGAUGACAGUCUUGAAAAAUCAGCUUUUGAACCAAACUAAUCCCACCAAAAUGACCAAGACUGAGCAGUCUAAAGUCAGAAAAAUUCGUGUCAUUUACCAUGAUCCUUACGCUACUGAUACUGAUUCAAGUGAUGAUGAAGAGUCAGUCCAAAGAUCUCUAAAGUCUAAACGAUUUGUUAGAGAAAUUAAUCUUCCGUUUGCUGUUUUUCCUCAGUCUGGCUGUCUUGAGCCUGAGAGUUCUUGUCAAGACAGUAAUAACAGCGGCAAAACCCUUGUCAAGAAAAGAAGGGUUGUGAGUCCUAAAACCCUAACUUCAACCCCUACAACCACCACCACCGUCACCACCACCACCACCAAGUCAACUGUGAAGAAACCUGUUGGUGUUAGGCAGAGGAAAUGGGGUAAAUGGGCAGCUGAAAUCCGAAACCCGUUGACCAAGGUCCGAACUUGGUUGGGUACUUAUAAUACUCUUGAGGAAGCUGCUCAGGCUUAUGAGUUGAAGAAAAAAGAAUAUGAUGCUAUGGCCAUGGCUAUCUCUGAAAAGAGCCAAAAUGUUGAGUCCUCUGUAGCCAUAAACAACAAUGGUAGUCUUCCUGUGACUAUCACCUCAUCAUCUGAUGAUACCGAUAGCGUUUUAUCGCAUACGUCGCCGUCUUCAGUUCUUGAGCUUGACACUUCAGCUGUUUCCGACAUGAAAAAUGUCGAUGAUUUUUGCGAUUUGGUUCUUAAAGAAGAUGACUGCUUUAACACUGAUAUUGCAGUCGGAGAUCUUGAGAUACCCGAUUUGAGUUUCAUGGAUGAGCCUUUAGGGUCUUGUCCAAUCGAUAUCGAUCAAGAUCUUAACUUCGGGCUGGAAUUCGGAGACUUGAUUGACGACUUCGGACAAUUUUGUGAUGACUGCUGCACCCUUGAUGACCUUGAAAUUUGCGGGCUGGAUAGCAACGAGCCAAGUGCUCUUCCGGAUUAUGAUUUUGAGUUCGGAAAUGAAGAAUUUACGUACUUAGAUGAUCACCAUUUGCUUCAGCAACAACACCAGCAGCAUCAGUUACCGCUCAAUAUCGCGUGCCUAUAAGUUUUGUAGCUAGGAAGUUUUGUUCUAUUAGUUAUUAUAUCUAAGUUAAUAUUACAGCAACAAGUGAUCUCAAGAACUGAAACAUGGGUUCUUGAGUUUAGUUUUUUUGUGAGAGUUCAAUUUAUUGUUUAUUUUGUUCAAGAGAGUUAGAGUAUAGAAUCUCUUGGGUUUUAUUGUGCUAUCUGAGCCGUCCAAUAGAUUCUGAAAAUGAUCAUCGUUGCUGAAUUAUGAGUGUUCCUCUCUUGUUCCUGAAUUAAGUUAUGAAAUGAGAUUAAACUUUUAUGUGUUA